CUAUGCAUCUGAUAAAAUAUUACAGCCCAAAACCUAGGGAUGUUGAAGCAGACGCUCAUAUAGAAGGUAACCUUGCAGCAGAAGUCAGCAUGGUUGCCUUGGAUACAUUAGAACUUAUUAUACAGAUUGCCCAAGCUUCAGAGAUGAUGCAACCAUUAUUGAGCAGUGCAUUGAGGGUACUUCUACAUGGUCUUGGACUUAACCAGAGUACAUUUGUUCUACAACACAUGUUUAGUUCACAAAGGUCACUUGUUACAAAGUUUUUGGACCUCCUGUUUGAAGAGGAAACAGAACAGUGUGCAGAUCUCUGCCUGCGUCUGCUGCGACAUUGUAGCUCAUGUAUCGGUAAUACACGUGCCCAGGCCAGUGCUUCUCUAUAUAUGCUGAUGAGACAAAACUUUGAACUUGGAAAUAACUUCUCUCGAGUAAAGAUGCAAGUUACCAUGUCAUUGAGUUCACUGGUUGGUCAGAAUCAGGAUUUUAAUGAAGAAUACCUACGUAAGUCGUUGAAAACUAUACUGACAUAUGCUGAAGCUGACACAGAACUGCAGGAGACUACGUUUCCUGAUCAGGUGAAAGAUUUAGAAUUCAACCUGCACAUGAUUCUGUCAGACACUGUCAAAAUGAAAGAAUUCCAGGAAGAUCCAGAAAUGUUGCUAGAUUUAAUGUACAGAAUCGCCAAGGGUUACCAGACGUCACCAGAUCUCCGCCUGACAUGGCUACAAAAUAUGGCUACCAAACAUAGUGAGAGAGGUAACCACGCUGAAGCAGCCCAUUGUUUGGUCCAUGCAGCUGGACUGAUAUCUGAGUAUCUGAACAUGCUUGAAGACAAGACGUACCUGCCUGUAGGCUGUGUGGAGUUUCAGCGGAUUACACCUAACGUGUUGGAGGAGAGUGCCGUAUCAGAUGAUAUAGUGUCACCAGAUGAGGAGGGUAUUUGUACCGGCAUGUAUUUCACAGAGAAUGGUCUGGUCGGUCUGCUAGAACAAGCUGCAAGCUGUUUUACUAUGGCUGGAAUGUACGAGGCAUUAAGCAAGGUGUACAGAGUUCUGAUACCUAUACAUGAACAUAACAGAGAUUUUAAGAAGUUGGCACAUCUACAUGGUAAACUACAAGAGUCUUUCAACCAAGUCAUUAAACAGGAGGGUAAGCGUAUGUUUGGCACUUAUUUUCGUGUUGGUUUCUAUGGGCACAAGUUUGGUGACCUGGAUGGAGAAGAGUUUGUGUACAAGGAACCAGCCAUUACUAAACUACCAGAAAUAUCUCACUGACUUGAGAGUUUCUAUGGAGAUAGGUUUGGACAUGAUGUAAUAUCUAUGAUUAAGGAUUCUAAUACAGUAGAGAGGGAAAAACUUGACCAAAACAAAGCAUUUAUACAGAUCACCUAUGUGGAGCCAUAUUUUGAUUCUUAUGAGUUGAGAGAUCGGGUGACUUACUAUGAGAAAAACAUUAACAUAAAGAGGUUUAUGUAUGCGACACCAUUUACUCUUGAUGGAAGAGCUCAUGGCGAGCUACAAGAACAGUACAAGAGGAAAACAAUUCUAACAACCAAUCAUUUCUUCCCAUAUGUCAAGACACGCCUCUCUGUUAUAAACAGGGAGCAGGUAAUUCUAUCACCGAUUGAAGUAGCUAUUGAGGAUAUUAUGAAGAAGACGAAGGAGUUGGCUAUUGCACUGAGACAGGAUCCACCUGAUACGAAGAUGUUACAGAUGGUAAUGCAGGGGUGUCUUGGUACCACAGUUAACCAGGGACCAGUGGAGGUAGCAAAUGUAUUUCUGAAGGAAGUUGCUGAAGGGAAACAGGUUGGAAUGAAACAUCAUAACAAGUUGAGACUUUGCUUCAAAGAUUUCCUGAAAAAGUGUUGUGAUGCCCUACACAGAAAUAAAUCACUAAUUACACACGAGCAGAAGGAAUAUCAGAGAGAACUGGAGAGAAAUUAUCAUGUAAUAAAAGGCAAACUUCUUCCCUGGAUAUCCAAUGCAGCCACACUUAAACGUACAAAGCAUCAUAGAAGGGAAGGUAAAGAGUCCAGAAAGCAUCACCAAGUAGCAAGCACAACCCAAAGUUCUUCACAAGUGUAGCUUGAGCAGCAAAAUAAAUUUUCAAUUAACAAUUUGCUGUCUUUUAUUUAAGAAAAUGAACAUUUAAAAUGGAACCUUAUUCUUAAUGUUAGAAGUCACAUCAUCAAGAUGUACCAUUAUGUUAUCAUACAUAAUUGCCAAACAUACUUAAUGGGAUCAAGGAAGAUCUGAAGUUAAUAUUUUAGCAAUGGGAUAUUGUAUAUGUGUUACUAAAAAUAUUUUAUUGUAUUAUGAAGCAAGUAUUUGACUUUAUUUUGCUUGCACAUUUAGGCAUAUAAUUAUGAUUAUUAUGCAUAUAAAGUCAUUUAGGCAUAUAAUUAUGAUUAUUUAUGCAUAAAUGGUCAAUUAGGCAUAUAAUCAUGAUUAUUAAUGCAUGUAUGGUCAUUUAGGCAUAUAAUUAUGAUUAUUUAUGUAUAUAUGGUCAUUUAGGCAUAUAAUUAUGAUUAUUUGAGCAUGUAUGGUCAUUUUGGCAUAUAAUUAUUAUCUACACAUGCAUUAUGAUUUAGGCAUGUAUGACCUGGUUUAGCCUAUAUACUACUAUUGUUAUUUCAGCUAGUAACUAAAAAUUUUGGUUUGGUCAUAUAUACCUCAUUUUCUUUUCUUUUUUUUCGAUAAUCAAUGAGGUUAUAUCUAACCAAACUUUUCGACUAC
Messenger RNA from Ruditapes philippinarum (Manila clam), 2732 nucleotides. Its product is annotated as dedicator of cytokinesis protein 7-like. Lineage: Eukaryota; Metazoa; Mollusca; Bivalvia; Venerida; Veneridae. The record is from RefSeq and is a predicted model, not a curated record. The transcript has 15 exons. Gene Ontology annotation, molecular function: guanyl-nucleotide exchange factor activity. Gene Ontology annotation, biological process: positive regulation of GTPase activity; small GTPase-mediated signal transduction.